AAAGUCUUUUUAAGGCAGAACAUUUAAUUUUAAGGGGAUGUAGCCAGGGUGGAGCUGGUGGAUUCAAGAGCCAGAAAGUGGAUUUGGAAAGGGAACCUCAUCUUGGCAAGUUUGGAGGGAACAACAAAUUUCUAGGAAGAUAUCAGGAAGCUAUUUAAUAUAUGCAGAGGUCAUUAGGUCUCACUUUCAUCCUACAUUUUGAGUUUUAACAGCCAGCACUCAAGUUCUCUGAAUCAUGCCAGAGUCUACAAGCUGAUCAUAACAUUUACUUUGAAGGUAUUAACAAGGAGAAUGGAGGGUGCAACAAACUAGAGCCCAGGAAUCUGAGGAAUUUCAGUUAAGUCUUUCAUUCAUUCCAAUUAACUUCAUCAUGCAAUUAUCAUUGACAUAAGCACCCCAGCCAUAUAGUCUUUCUCAAAUAAUAAGUACUUCUAAUGUUUCCUCCAGUAUCUACCAACUCCUAUGAAUUCAGCAGAACUGCAGCAGGAAGAUCAUUCCCCUGAAACAUACAAACAUACAAAAACAGAAAUUGCUUGGGAAACUUAACAAGUCUGGCAGCAUCUGUGAAGAGAAAACAGAGUUAAUGUUUCAAGUCCAGUGACCCUUCUUCAGAAAGUUCUAGGUGGUGGACUAUGGUGAGGGAAAGUCUGCACAAAAACCAGAAAAGCACAGGAGAAAGACCACAGCAGAAAACAUGGAAAGCAACAAAGAAAUUAAUCAGUCACAGUGGAUAAUAUAUUAAGAUGAAUUGGAAGUUGUUAUAGGGAAGAAAAGAGCACUCAAAGUCCUCCAAGAGAAAGUAUGCCAGGGAACGGGGUAAAGGAUCCAAAUAGCAGGAGCUUGGCCCAACUACUACUGUAGAAGGUCAUGAGAACCAAGAGCCAAGGUCCAAGCGACAGGCAUUCUACCUGAGUUUGUUCAGAUAUGUUAUGACCACCUACUGGUGCAGGUGUCCCAGCCCAGAGGUAUGGACUUUACCACUGCAGUAGAAGAGUCGAUGCAUCCAAGGCAUGUGUGUGACGUUAUCAACGCUUAAUGGAACGAAGUCUUGUUACCUGUAUGUGAACAGAAUUUUCAUUUUGUGGUUCCAAUUGAAAAGAAUAAGAAGGUAGAUGUUAUCAAAAGAAUCGGCUUUAAGAGUGCAAGGGUAGUGCCGGAUAAAGAUUGGACAACUUUAAAGCGAUCUAGAAUUAUUUAGAUUUUGAAAUGAUGCAGUUCUGCAAACUUGUGUCUGCCCUCCAACGGCCAAAUCGCUGCAGUUUAACAGAAGAGAGUUACUGCCCGUUCUCCCACAGUCACUAACAUGCGGGAUUACGAUGAAAUCACCGCUUUUCUCGGAGAAUGGGGACCUUACCAGAUCCUCACCUUCUUCCUUUUGAGCCUCAGUGUCUUUCCCAAUGGCUUCGGUGGAAUGUCCAUAGUUUUUGUCGGGGAUAUUCCUGAACACCGCUGUUUAAUUCCCGGGCACCUCAACCUCAGUGAAGCGUGGAUGAACCGCACGAUCCCUCUGGAACAAGACAGGGACAAACUCCAGUACAGCAAAUGUAGACGGUACCGGUUGGAUGUGAUCAAGAACCUCUCGGAGAUAUUCCCUGACCCGGAUUCCGUCAAUAUUUCUGAGGUGGGACAGGAGCCCUGUUUGGAUGGAUGGGUGUACAGUAAGGAGCAGUACAUCUCCACCAUCGUCAGCGAGGUAAGCGGCUGGAGCAACCACAGUGUUUGUGAUUGUGACAGGGAGGAGUUUGUGAAGUGGGAUUUGGUGUGUAACGAUGCCUGGAAAAUGCCGUUUUCUAUGUCAGUAUACUUUCUGGGAGUGCUGACUGGUUCAUUUGUUUCUGGUGUCUUGUCGGAUAGGUUUGGUAGAAAGGCAAUUCUGUUUGCGACCAUGGCUGUACAGACUGGCUUCAAUGUACUUCAAGUGUUCUCAUCACCCUGGGAAAUAUUCUGCCUGGUUAACUUCCUGAUAGGUAUUGGACAAAUCUCAAACUACGUGGCUGCUUUUGUUCUGGGAUCAGAACUUCUUGGAAAAUCCAUUAGAAUUACAUACUGCACACUGGGAGUUGGCAUUUCCUAUGCAUUCGGGUAUAUGUUCUUGCCUUUGGUUGCGUACUUUAUACGAAGCUGGAAGAUGUUGCUUUUCAUCCUGUCUCUUGUUGGCCUGAUAUACAUACCUUUAUGGUGGUUUAUUCCUGAAUCUCCACGCUGGCUGCUGUCAAAGGGGAGGGUACAGGAGGCAGAAGCAAUAUUCCAUCACAUUGCAAAAAAAAAUGGUAUCACUCUACCAGAGGUGCUCUUCAGUGAUUUGGAGCUUGAAGAUAUAAAGGAUAAAAAUAUAAAGUCUUUUUCAAUUACUCACUUGAUAAAAACCCAUAACAUUCGAAGCAUCACCAUUACAAACCUUAUAGUGUGGUUCAUUUUAGCAAUUGGAUACUAUGGUCUGUCUUUGAACACACCCAAUCUCCAUGGUGAUGACUAUUUGAAUUGUUUCAUCUCUGGUGCCAUCGAAAUUCCGGCCAACCUGGCAGCUUGGUUUGUCCUCCAGAAGUUUACUCGCAAGUUGAGCCUCUCGGGCUCACUUUUUUUUGGUGGAAUUGUCCUCUUCUUUGUCCAGCUCAUACCUUCAAGUAUUUCAAUACUUGCUACAAUGCUGGUGAUGAUUGGAAAAUUAGCAAACACAUGUGCUUUUGCCAUAAUUUAUACCUAUACUGCUGAACUCUAUGCAACUGUGAUAAGAAACACAAGUGUUGGAGUAUGCUUGAUGGCCUCCAGGCUGGGCAGUAUCAUCUCACCUUACUUUUUUUACCUUGGAGCUUACUAUGAGUUUCUGCCUUACAUUCUGAUGGGAAGUUUGACCAUAUUUUCAGCACUUCUGAUCUUGUUACUGCCUGAAACAAUAAAUUUCCCUCUCCCAGACACCAUUGACCAGAUGCAGAGAAUGAAAGGAUUCAAAAAUGCUUGGAAGCACCGCUACUAUUUUAAUACAAACGAAACAACCACAGAAGUUAAUUGUAUGGCUAUUAAGAAAGAGGAACUUUGACCCAGUUUUGGUGAAAGAUCUCAGCAAUGGAGCACUAGAUGUUCAUCAUUUAUUUUCAAUUUAUGCCACAGUGUUCACUGUAUGGUAAGUAUAUCUAAAAAUGCAACAUAGACAAUCCAUGGCCAUAGUCAAAUUCUCAAAUGCCAAGCAUGCAGCAUUAUUUCAUAUGUUAUACAAGGUUUUAAUAAAAACUUCACCGGCCUGGACUUUUUAUGGGGUCUUAGCCAAACAGUUUGUUGCAUUUUAUUUUGCUAACUUACGUCUCAUUGCCUCUGCUCAUUGGAUAGGUUCCUCCUGAUCAUACAAUUUUGCUAAAGACACUGAAACAAAUAUCAGCACCAGAGAAAUAAAAUUAUUUCAGUCAGUGCUUUUUGCUAUCUGUCAACUGUCCCCUCAGCUCCAUUCAACCAACUUUGGGUCUAAACCUCACCGGUGGUGUAAGAUUAGAAAUAUGUUUUCAGAUUAGAACUUGGGGCAUAAAUGUCAUUCAGUUCAGCAUUCAAUUAAAUCAUGAUUGACAUUAACUUUAACUCCAUCUAUUCAACCACCUCCUGAUACUCCUUAUUUGUCAUGCUUAAAUAAAACCUAUCAUUUUCAGCUUAUACAUUUUGUGAGUAAGAGUUGAAGGUUUCAACUGCUUUGUAUUCAUUUAUGAAGUCCACUGGCAUUUAUUGCCCAUUGUUAAUUCCCUUUGGCAUGGUAAUUAUCUACAUUCUUGAACAGCAGCAGUCCAUGUGGUGCAGAUACAUCCACAAUUUCCUGGGACAAUUUCCUGGGGUUUUGACCUAUGAUUCUAAGUGAGGAAUGUGUGAGACAUGGAGGGAUCAUGCAAAGAGCAGAAGUAUGCCAAUCAGCCAUUCAAACCUGUUCCGCCAUUCCAUAUGAUUGUACCUAUUUGUUUGCAUUUUGAACUGUACAUUCCAUCUACCCAGGAUAACCUUUGAUUAUGUUUUAAUAAUAUUCAAUGACCUUCUGUCCAUCAUCUUCUGAGGCAGAGAGCUCCAAAAUCGCAAGACCCUCUGAGAGAG
Molecule: messenger RNA, 4065 nt
Organism: Chiloscyllium plagiosum (whitespotted bambooshark)
Lineage: Eukaryota; Metazoa; Chordata; Chondrichthyes; Orectolobiformes; Hemiscylliidae
Source: RefSeq, a predicted model, not a curated record